AUGAAUCCUUUGUCGCAAAAAGCAAAAGCAAAAGCAAAGAAGGGAGGAGAAGGCUCUAUAGGAGCUGUUUCGGGUUGCAUUAUCCUAAUAUUGGACAAACAUAAUACAACCAAUCCUGGGCAAAGAGAAAGAAACUCCUGCCAUUUCUUAAAUGGAGUCUUGUGGAACUCCACACAAGAUUCAAACCAAAUAAAGGACUUGAAUGACAUCGAGGGGUAUUUUCAAAAACUCCUAAAAAGCGAGAAAAAACUACCAGGGGAAGAGGAAGACACUGUUGACAAGGUAUUUGAGUGA
Prunus armeniaca (apricot) is the source of this 294-nucleotide messenger RNA. The record is from the annotation of a GenBank genome assembly. Lineage: Eukaryota; Viridiplantae; Streptophyta; Magnoliopsida; Rosales; Rosaceae.